Messenger RNA from Rhizophagus irregularis DAOM 181602=DAOM 197198, 513 nucleotides. NCBI's taxonomy places the organism in Eukaryota, Fungi, Glomeromycota, Glomeromycetes, Glomerales, Glomeraceae. The record is from RefSeq and is a predicted model, not a curated record.
AUGACAUCAAAGUAUAUUCAUUUUUUUUAUACUCAAUUUUUGAACAAGUUUGCUUCAGUAGCACAUUUUCAGGAUCCUAAACAUAAGAAGAUAGAAAGAAAUGCUGUGACUGGUGCUCAAACUGAUGGCCAAAAUUGGGCCAGUCAGUUUUUCGCUUCAGAAGAAAAAGGACAAUAUAAAGACGUAUACGCGAAGAACCGAUGGCCAAAAAUUGGGCCAACUAGUUUUUCGCUUCAAAACUGCGUUACUAAUCAGUUAGUAAAAGCGAGUUUGUCAUUAUGGCCCUCUUCUACUAAAGCUGAACUAGUGGCCAUCUUCUUAGCACUCCUGGCUGCUCAAUGCUCAGCAACAGAAAUGGUUGAAACGAAACAACUUUUUUGGUGCUACUCAAAAUUGCAUGAUUAUGAGAGAAAACAAAUAGUUUUGAAGUUGAUUAAAAUUAAAGGACACAGUGGUGGUAUAGAGUUAAAUGAACGGGCAGAUGAAUUAGUGAAAGAAGCUGGAACAUUUUGA